This is a messenger RNA of Melanaphis sacchari, 3810 nucleotides long. Its product is annotated as protein hairless-like. NCBI's taxonomy places the organism in Eukaryota, Metazoa, Arthropoda, Insecta, Hemiptera, Aphididae. The record is from RefSeq and is a predicted model, not a curated record. The transcript has 3 exons. Bases 916 to 3609 code for a protein of 897 amino acids.
CCCGGCUGCUGUGAGUUGUAUUUUUUUUUUUUCACCUACUCCUGCUCUACCGAACGUAGACUACAACGACUACUUGUCAUUACUUCUACGACCAACCGUCGACACUACCACUACUACUACUAUUACCACUAAAUAUUAUUAUAAUAGAUAAAAUUUAAUAAAAUAUAUAUUAUUGCAUUAUAUUUCCACUACCGACCACCGUGCACGCGUGUCGCGAAAGGAUAACGUCGGACGAGAAAUCAUAAUAAUUUAAUCGACGAUUCCGUUUCGUUUUUAUUUUAUUUUUUUUUUGUUGUUUUUUUUUUUUUUGCCGGCGAUCGGGGAAAUUGUCAUUGUUGCUAAAUGUCGCGUAUUUAUUGUUUUAUCAAAAGUCACGAUAUCACCGCACCGUCGUCUUGCCUGUCGCAGUCCUCAGUCCUCGCAAUCCGAUUGCCGUCCGAAACGCUAACGUAUUCGAUCGAAUAUCACGGACAAUAGUGCAGUUUUCGUUCCUAUCCGACGUCGUCGUACUGUCUGUUUGGCGUGCCGAUCGCGAAUACUAUGCUAAUACAGACGUCUGUGGAAGCCACAGUUCACAGCGGUAGCGUCGUCCACUGUCGGCGACGGAAACGCGCGUUUUUCGCGUCGUCGUAAACUCGUCUUCUCACCGCCGUAUAGAGUACGACACAGUUCGCCUUCGAGUCUGCUGAGAGAGUCUGCCGUCUUCGUGUAUGCGUACCUACCGACCGUGCUCAGCAGCAACAUAACAUAUCAAAUGGUUUUUCGAUAUCAUGGUACGCAGCCAUGGUGGUGCUACAAUACGUCGCGAUCUGUCACAAACGCUCGCCACAGCAGUGCCACUGGCACCACCAGCACUAUUAGCGCCGACAUUGAACCGCUGUCGUCGUCCUUAUAAUAGUUGUGGUGGCAAUAACCAUGACACGAGAUUCGGCGGCGGUCGCCGCUUUAGACGACCGCCGCCGCCGCUGUCCUAUAUCGGCGGCAUCCAACGUAGUGGACGAUGCCUCGAUACUGAUGACAAACAGUAUCACUAGGAGUGGCUCUAGUAGCAAUGACGACGUUGGUGGUGGUGAUGAAGGUGGCAGCCUCAAGUCAUCGUCUGAAGUAUCAACGACGACUAGCUGCUGUGGUGGUAGCAGCAGUAGCAGCAGCAGAAGUGGUAGUGAUGAUGACGACUCUGCCACUGUUACCAGGUUGUCUACAGCUAAUGAAGACAGUUGUUCUGCAACCAUCAAAACCCCAAUAGUACUGCAAUCAUUACACAAACAAAUAGAAGACGAUAAUGUUGGUGGUAAAGAUUCUUCUAGCAGCAGUCGUAGUGAUGAAGCAGCUGCGCCCAUUACCCCGACAAAAAUUGGAGGACGUCUCACGUUUUAUAAAGAUGGAAAAUUUAUAUUCCAACUAGCGGCCCAUCAUCAACAAAAUUCAUACAACAAUCCGUCUGCUUUAACAUCUCCAUGUCGUUGGGUACCAGUUCCAACAGUGAUACAGCAACAUAAAAAUAAUGUCAAAUGCAUAGGCGAGUGGUCACAAAAUCAGCAAAAUAAAACAAUAUGGCCUUACUUAGUUAACAAUACUGCCUCUGACAGUAAGUCACCUCAACCGAUACAGCAAUCACAACCACCAACGGUUAGAAUUGGUGAGCGGAAGCAACAACAAUUUCAACAUAGGACGACGCCCCCGCCACUUUCUCUCAUUACCGGUGCUGUUAAUACAGCUGGUGGAAUUGUAGUUGCAACGACGACGAAUAUCAUGCGAAGACCUUCCAGAAAGUGUUCAACAACUGUAGCAGCAGACAAUGUUACCGAUUUUCAACAUAAACACUACCAACCACCCACACAAUCACGAGGUUUACCGAGACGUUCACAGCAACAUCAACAUCAGGCGUUUAUGAUGAUCGCCACCGAGGCAAUAAAGGUUCAGAGGCGUUUAUUGUCAUUACCAAAAAAGCAACGUCUCUGGUGUCAAAGAAAGAGGAAAUCUUUGACUAAAAAUGCCAUGAUACAAGAACUUAAGCCUCCGAAAAUAAAUUUAGAAUGUGUUGUACGAAACCUGUGGUGUCGGCGACAUACAACGGAAUUAUUGUUGCGUAGGCAGCUCUCAAUCAACAAUAGUGGAGAUACUGUUGCUGCUGGUAUUUCUACUGUCGUCGAUGUUCCCCCUGUUGUUUCUCGUCACGUAUCCGUUUCUUCGGCAAGCGUUGUCGAUUCCAUGUGUUCUAAUAUGGGAAGUAGCAAGCGGCGAUCGAUGGUUUCUCCAUCUCUCACCACUGCCACCCCAAUUCCUGUCACUGCCACUACAAUAAACCUUAGUAAUAAGAGUGGCAAUAGUAGCCCUCAUAAAAAAUAUAAAUUGGGACACCAACAGUCGCCAGAACAGUUAUUACUACCGCAACGACGGUUAGCAGUUGAUAAAAAUGUGAAAAAUGCUAUUCCACAACCUCCGCCGCAAGCUAUGUCCACCAACGAUCACAGCAUAACUGCAAUAUUGUCUGGUGGUGCGGCGGGAGCAAAACGCUCUAACGGUAGCGGUGCCCUUUCAAUGGUAAUGGAUCCAGAAAAUUGUGUCAUUACCACACCUACUUCUACAAGUACAAUAUUGUCACCACAUAAACACCUUAAUACACCAUCAUCUGCACCACUAUCCUUAUUGCGUACAUUGCUGAAGAGUCCCAGUAGUGAAAGUGGUUCACCGCCCAUUGCUGCUAGUACAAAUGGUGUUGGAUACAGGCAUCAUACAAAUGGCAGUAGAAAAAGGUCAUCAGUCGAAUCUACGGUUUUAUCAUUACCAUCUAUGAAUGCAACUGCCGUCAAUGUUGAAAAUGGUCUAGGAACGUCGGCAAUGGGAAUACCACCAGUUGGUACUAAUGCAGCUGAUAAUGCUUCUGCUGUUUUAACUGCUCUUCAUCAACUUCCAACUAUUCACCACCCGGCUGCUGGACAAUUAGCCGCUGCUGGUUACUUUAAUGUAUUAUACCACCAAGCGGCAAUGGCUGCUGCUAUGGCGUAUCAAACCCACGCACAAUUGCCUCAACCGUUGCCUAAAUCGCAACCACCGCCCUUAUUGUCUUCACAAUUUUCCACGACCAGUGGUGCGACUAGUACUUGGCAACGUCAACUGAACCGGCGGCCACCUCUUCUACAUCCGCCAGAAGCAAUUGUUGGAAGCGGAGUUACUAACGCCACCAUCUCUUCAUCUGCAUCGACGGUCGUAGCUCCUUACUCUUCACCUUUGAUAGCUGCCACAGUCAAUGGCAGUAGUUUAUUGCCACCUGCUACUCCGUCGCCGCCUCCUUCUUUAAUGUUACAUCCUCAUCCUGUUCACCCCCACCAUUUAUUGUUACACCAUCAGCAGCAGUAUCAACCAAUGCCUACGGUACAACAACAAUCAUCGUUCCAUCGACAACAGGGUAGUAGCGUCAAAAAAAGAACUGGAGUAGCGAUAGGUGUUACCGAGUAUAGCGGUUGUAUAGCAAAAAAUAACACUAGAGAUGUAGCUACCCUAGAUGAAGAGUCAUCUUCUUCCGCCGAUUGUAUGCCGCUCAACCUAUCCAAGGAUUCUAUAGCUGAAAACGUCAGUGGUACUAGUCCAACGGCGAGAGUCAGGUGACACUCGAGCGAAAAUUACUACAAUAGACUAGCUAUUAGCAUUAGACUGUUUGGCCAUUUCUUAAAGGCUAACUGAGUAUACUAUUUCAUUAUCGUGUCAAAUACCAUAUGUACUGAAUAUGCGAAAAUGUAUGUAUGAAUAUUAAAAGAAAAAAACAAUAAUAUUUUAUUUUGUAAAUAUAUAUUCAUACAUACAUAAAUA